AUGGUCCACAUCAACAACAUCAUCGUUGAGCCUACUCUUGUCAAUUCUUCCUGCGCAUGGGCCUCAGAUUUCGCUCAACUCGAGUCUCUGUACGAGUGCCCCCAUAUAGGCGCGGUGACGACAAGGACGGCAACACUCAACGGUUUCAAGGAGGACGAAAGCCAUACAGUCGCUUUCUCGAGCUCCACUGCCUCAUCACUUAACUCGUAUGGGUAUUCCCCUUAUCCUUUGGCCACGUAUCUCGAAUGGAUCCAGCAACUUUUAAACGGAAACCACUCGACAAAGCAGCCUCAAAAGCCGUUCAUCAUCAGUAUCACGGAGUCCAAACUGGAGAACCUCGAGCGAAUGGUGAACGACAUCCAAGCUUUGAGGGCCUCUAUUGACGAUAAGGAUUCCAAUCCGUCUCGUGUAGCAAUUGAGCUCAACACCUCUUGCCCAAACAUUCCUGGAUCACCACCAAGCGCGUACAAUUCAUUAUCGGACAGUGAUACGUCGCUCAGAUCACUCUUGAAGGUCCUACAAACGGCUCACCAGUCCGACCAUACUCUCACGAUUGGCUUGAAACUACCGCCGUUCGUGUACAGACAACAAUUCACCGAUUUCAUCACACUGUUGAAGGAUUCGGGAUCCAACUCCGAUACAAAAUCGUCCCCCAUCUCAUUCUUAACUUGCACGAACACAUUAGGAAACUCACUAAUGUUCUUGGAGGAGAUUGAUGAAGCAGGGAAGUUCCGGUUUGCGGUGCCAACUGCAACAGGUGGUCUGGCUGGGGAGGCUUUACAUGGGUUGGCGCUUGGGAAUGUUUUUACGUUUGCUGAGCUGCUUGCGAAGGAAGACGCCCUGAAGGACAUUGCGAUCAUCGGAGUUGGCGGGGUGACGACUGGGCAGGCUGCUUUGAGGAUGCGACAGGCUGGAGCUGCAGUGGUUGGGUGUGCUACAUUGCUUGGGAUAGAAGGGGUGAAGGCUUUCGAAACUAUUUCCAAUACAUAA
Marasmius oreades (fairy-ring Marasmius) is the source of this 990-nucleotide messenger RNA. RefSeq lists its product as uncharacterized. Gene Ontology annotation, cellular component: cytoplasm. Bases 1 to 990 code for a protein of 329 amino acids. Gene Ontology annotation, molecular function: dihydroorotate dehydrogenase activity. The transcript is spliced from 2 exons. Gene Ontology annotation, biological process: UMP biosynthetic process; 'de novo' pyrimidine nucleobase biosynthetic process. The record is from RefSeq and is a predicted model, not a curated record. Lineage: Eukaryota; Fungi; Basidiomycota; Agaricomycetes; Agaricales; Marasmiaceae.